UAUUAUUAAAAUUUAUAAAAUCGAGAAUGGUAUUGCAACAAAUUUUCAAUAUGCCACCUUUGACUGGAAUUAUAGUUUUCAGUAGUUCAUUAUUAAGUUACGCUACCUAUGUUUAGUAUUUGAACCCUUCAAGCCUAUAUUUAAAUUAUAAAUUAGCCUUUUCGGAUUAAUUCUAAGUAAUUGGAAAUAUAUUUUUAAUAGCCAUGGAGGGCAUUAACAAGCAUUUUAUAUUUUGGAAAUUUAGAUAUAAUAACAAUAAUGCGUCUAAUUUUUUUGUAAAUAUAGAAUAUUAAGAAAUAGUCAAUCGAUAUCAUCUUCUUUAGAAAUGCAUACUUUUGUUGGUUUUGCAAACUAUCUUUAUUAUUUGAUAUUGAAUUUCAUCACAAUUACAUUGAUAGGAUUAUGGAUGAAUGAGUAUUCGCUCACAUAAUUCUUAAUUGAAGCUCUGAUGUAUGUUUGGGGCAGAAAAAACUAAGAAAGACCAUUAUUAUGUAGGCUUUUGCUUCUAUUUAGUCUUAUUUGUAAUUUAAGUACAGGCGUAAUACAUGGUAUGGUUUCUUCUUCUCCUGAAUGUGAUAAGUGGAAAAUCAAUACAAUCUAAUUUGAUAGGAGUUAUGAUUGGACAUACUUUUUAUUACUUUACUUUUAUUGUUCCGAAGUUACCAAGAUUCAAAGGAUUAUAAUUAUUAUCUACUCCAAAAUUCUUGUAAUAUCAUAUCAUUAUUGUAGAAUAAACAUUUGUCAAAGCUUUGAGAGGUAAAAUGGACGAUGA
Paramecium octaurelia is the source of this 772-nucleotide messenger RNA. The record is from the annotation of a GenBank genome assembly. Lineage: Eukaryota; Ciliophora; Oligohymenophorea; Peniculida; Parameciidae.